This is a messenger RNA of Chiloscyllium plagiosum (whitespotted bambooshark), 948 nucleotides long. RefSeq names its product CD9 antigen-like. Lineage: Eukaryota; Metazoa; Chordata; Chondrichthyes; Orectolobiformes; Hemiscylliidae. The record is from RefSeq and is a predicted model, not a curated record. Gene Ontology annotation, cellular component: plasma membrane.
UCUGUCUCUCCCCUCCCCUCCCCUCCCUAGUGCUCCUCCUGCUCUCGGGCUGGCUCGGUUGUCUUGUGUGGAGACUGUUCCGAGCUGAGGUGCGGGGCUCCUGCGGGGGGGCUCUAACGCCGUCACCAUGGGCAGUGUCUCGGGCGGAAUGAGGUGCAUGAAGUAUCUGUUGUUCACAUUCAACCUCUUCUUCUGGCUGUCUGGAACUGCAGUCCUUUCGCUUGGCUUGUGGCUUCGCUUUGACUCUGAGACCACCACCAUAUUCAGUGGCGACCAUUGCCCCACGUCUUUCUACGUUGGAGUCUACACAUUGAUUGCCACUGGGGCUCUGAUGAUGCUGGUGGGGUUUCUUGGAUGUUGUGGAGUGGUGCACGAAUCUCAGUGUUUACUUGGAGCUUUCUUCAUGUGUCUGCUGGUGAUUUUUGUGGCUGAGAUCACAGCUGGAGUCUGGGGUUUCCUGAACAAGCAUGAGAUUCUGCAAGAGAUGAGUGGCUAUUACAGCAAAUCCCUGCAAGCUUAUAAAAUGACUGGAGCGGGUAACAGGACAUUACGUGCCAUCCAUAGUGUGUUGCAGUGCUGUGGAGACUCAUUACCGGAUCCUGUUGUGCAGUAUCUCUGUCCGACAUUGCAAGUAUCUGCAAACUGCACUUCGAAAUUAAAGGAAUUUUUCAACUCAAAGCUAUACAUGAUUGGAGUGGUGGGAAUUGGGAUCGCAGGAAUAAUGAUAUUUGGGAUGAUCUUUAGUAUGGUUCUGUGCUGUGCGAUUCGGAAUUCACGGGAUGGCAUGUGACAUUGGAACGAUCACAGAGACUCGUCCAACAGUAUUUGCACCUUUUUAAUUGGAAAGCGAUCCAAUGCCUAGUUGCUUGUUGGUUAAUUUAAGUAGAUACCAAAUAUUUUUCUGUAUCGUGGACAGGUUCUCAUUCUUGUAAUGCUUCAAUUAUUUUA